AUGACAAAGGCAGGUGUUCUGAGAAAAGGAGAGUUUACCUGUAUUAUCAGUGAUUUUGGACAAGUUCAGUAUAAAUCUGUAAUGGUAGAUGUUAUAACUUAUCCCCAUAUUGAGGUUACACCAUUAGCAGCAAGUCGUGAACUUGGUCAAUCUAUUGGAUUCCGUUGUGUGACACCUGAUGAUACAAGACAAACAUUUGAUUAUCGGUGGUAUAAGAAUGGUGUGGAGAUUAUCUCAGAUCAUGGGGAUGAGAUUAUUGAAGAGUUAAUCCCUGCUGGUAGUAGAUUAGCAGUAAGAAGAGUAACAUCUGAUGCUAACUAUACAUGUUAUAUUACUAACACUGCUGGUACCAGUAAUCUCACUGCACAUGUCUUCCUCUUACCAGGAAAUAAAACCAAUAAGAUUUGUGAAAGUGAGAAAUAUGAAGGUGUUAAAUGGAAGAGAAUGGGUGCAGGGAAUUUUGACAUAGAAAGAUGUCCUACAGAUACAGGAGAAGUUUUUGUUCUGCGCAAUGUCAGAGAUGGUUAUUCAAGGAGAAUGUGUGAAUGUAAAAAUAACCAGUGUCAAUGGUCACAACCUAAUUUUGCUAAAUGUCAAUCUGGUCAUCUGGUUAUAAUCUAUGAUAGGCUGGAGAAGUUAAGAUUAGGUUAUCAGCAUGAUAAUAUGUCUGAUAUAUUUGAUACGCUGUACAAAUUUAUUAAAUUAGCAUCCAGUCAGAUGUUAGCAGGGGAUGUAGAUGUUAGCUGUUAUAUAUUACAUACCUUUAUUAAAACUAUAUGGCAAUUUCCUAUGUAUACCCCACAAUCUGGUCUCUUCUCUUAUCAGUCUCUAAUGGAAGUAUUAGACCUGUUGCUACAACAAGCUAUCAAUUCUAACCAUUACGAACAAAAGGAUUUGUAUGUGGCUCCAAAAAUAAUUGAUAUAUCAAAUAUGCUGAGUAAAUUAGAGGUUAAAUUGUUACAAAUUACUGAUGGUGAAUCAAUUAAACUUUCUGCCUUGGGUUUUACUACUGGUAAUUUAACUGUUAUACCAACCAACUUACUACCUGAUGGUACCGCACAUGUGACACAUAAACCAAUAUCUCACCAUCCUGUACAUUCAUCAUUCCAAUCUAAUAUAAUACAUGGUUUUUCAAAAUUACAACAACUUAAUCUAUCAGUUGUUGAGAGUCAUGGUAAAAAUACAAGUCUAGAUGAAGGAGAAGAUACAUUAACAGCAGAAGACAAGAAAGAAGUAAAAUCAACAGUCCAGUUUUAUUUUAAAAACUUGUUUCCAUUGAUGAAAGUGGAACCUUAUGGGGAAAGUAUGAGUAAUCCAGUAAGUGAUAUAUAUUCUAUAUAUUUAUUAAAUAAUUGGGAAUCAAGUGAGGAACAUAUUGAAAUUUUUCUACAACAUACUCAACAGGAUCAACAUUUUACAAUAGACAAUGAUACACAGUGUGCUAAGUGGAUUAAUUAUAGAAUGUCAUUUUAUGGUUAUUGGGAUGCAUCUGGUUGUGAAACUAUCAGAAAGAAUUUAACCACUACAACAUGUUGGUGUACAGUUCCUGGAACAUUUGCUGUUUUUAUUAAACCAGAGGAAUCAAAGGAUAUAGAAGAGGUUAAUAUGAACUAUGAUACUGUGUUAUUAGUUGGCUGUAUUUUAUCAUUAUGUGGACUCUCUGCUACUAUUAUUGUUUAUUUGUUUACUUGGAGAAAAUUGGUUGGCAAUGUCCACUGUAUACAUGUUAAUUUAACAUUAAGUUUAGCUAUUGUUAAUAUAUUAUGUUUAAUGUGUUUGGGGAAAUCAAGUGUUGAGAGUGUUUGUGUUGCUGUAAAAAUAUUGCUCCAGUUUUUUUAUCUUGCCACUUUUGCCUUUAUGUUUGUUGAAGCUGUUCAUAUGUUUGUAUCUGUUCAUGGUGGAAACAGAAUGACUAAAACUUGUAUCAAAUAUUUCCUCAUUGGUUGGGGAAUACCAACUGUUUCUACUGGUUGUGUAGUUAUUGCAUCAGAGAAACUUGGCUAUGAUAAAAUGUGUACAUAUUGGUGUUGGUUAUCAGCAGAACAUUGGCAUUAUUAUAGUUUUUUGAUACCUAUGAUAGUUCUUAUUCUGGCACAAGUUGGUUUAACUCUGGCAGGUUUUGUAUCUGUUUAUCAUUGGACAGAAGAAUGGAGAUAUAGUGAUAGAAAACAAUAUCUAUAUCAAGGUAUAGAGAUGAUGAUUAUACAAUUAUUAUUAACAAUAUGUUGUAUAACUGGAUCGAAAAUUCUUCAAAAUACUCCUGUUUAUUCCUUUGUAUUUAUUUUUUCUGAUAUUACAUUGUCUUUUGUUAUUUUCUUUUUUUACUGUGUAUUGAAAAAACAGAAAUUUCCAAGGAGUUCUUUUCGAUCCUUUAUGUUGCCAGAAAAAGUGAAUGAAUCACGAUCAGUAGAACAAACCAUACAAGACCAUCAUAAUGCUGUGAAUAAACGUAAAUAUACAGCCGAAAGAAAACGUCAAUUACGCUUUCUAGUUGGUAGUUCUGGUCAUUAUAGUGGUUCCUCUAACUCGGCAUCAACAACUGUUUCAGGAUCAGGAUCAGGUAGUGAUGGACCUAUUCGAUAUAAAGCAAAUAGUGAUAAUGUAGAUAGUGGUUUCUCCGAGGAAACAGGAAGUGAACAAAAUUGUUUGGUAGAGUUACAUCACUUGCAAAAAGGAAGUGUUAAAGUUAAGAAAUCCGGUGAUACAGGGUCAAAAGACAGUUAUAUUUUAGCUGAUCCUGCCAGUCCUUCUGAACUAACUAACUUAAAGGAAGUGAGUAUUUUACCAAUAAAUGGAAAUGAAUCUUUACUUCAAACUGCUCAACCCAAAACUGUCAAACAUACAAGAUUUGUCUUUGCAACAGAUGGAUCUAAUGAUCCAUUAUUAAGUCAGCAAAGCGCACUGAUUCAUUAG
Messenger RNA from Lottia gigantea (owl limpet), 2913 nucleotides. RefSeq lists its product as hypothetical. Gene Ontology annotation, biological process: cell surface receptor signaling pathway; adenylate cyclase-activating G protein-coupled receptor signaling pathway. The record is from RefSeq and is a predicted model, not a curated record. The coding region runs from base 1 to 2913 and encodes 970 amino acids. Gene Ontology annotation, cellular component: membrane. Gene Ontology annotation, molecular function: G protein-coupled receptor activity. NCBI's taxonomy places the organism in Eukaryota, Metazoa, Mollusca, Gastropoda, Lottiidae. The transcript has 23 exons.